Molecule: messenger RNA, 5516 nt
Organism: Phycodurus eques (leafy seadragon)
Lineage: Eukaryota; Metazoa; Chordata; Actinopteri; Syngnathiformes; Syngnathidae
Gene: tbc1d25
Product: TBC1 domain family, member 25
Exons: 7
Coding region: 315-2873 (852 amino acids)
Biological process (GO): activation of GTPase activity; regulation of autophagosome maturation
Cellular component (GO): autophagosome
Molecular function (GO): GTPase activator activity
Source: RefSeq, a predicted model, not a curated record
UUGCAUGAAUAUGGAAUCUAUUUUUUUUAAUUGAAAUUAUUAAAAAUACACAUUUAAAUCAGAGAAUAGUUUUGUUUCACGUGAAAGUACUUUUAAAAAUAGGUUGAAUCAAAUUGGAAAUAUUACAACAACAUAGGAGAUGGUCAAUAGAUGGCAGUAAUAAAAUGUGCAGGUCUUUUAUGAAAGGAAAGAAAUCCGAAGAAGGCCACUAGCGGAGCCAAGCCACUCGGCUAUGUUAUUGACCACUGCAUUCGUGUAGAUGGAAGAAGGGAUUGUUUUACGGAGCCACUUUGAUCUAAAACGAAGUUUUUAAAAUGGCAAGCGACGAGGAGAGGGGGGUGGUUCGAGUCAAAGUGAAGAAAUGUGAUGGAGCACUUCCGGUGGAGUUUCGAUCCUUUGCUGUUGACCCUCAAAUUACAUCACUGGAGGUGUUGCAGCAUAUCCUAAUCAAAGCUUUUGAUUUGAAUGGGCGGCGAAAUUUUGAGAUCAGUUACAUGUCUCGAGGUGGAAGCGUUGCAGAGAUGUACCUGUCUUUGAUGUCUGAUGGUGAUUUAAAUGUUGCAUUUGCCAGUGCAGCCAAACCCUAUCUGCAACUCAAGAUGGAUGUGAAACCUUCAGAAGACAGUCCUGUUAUGGAGGACUGGGACAUCAUCAGCCCCAAAGAUGUGAUUGGCUCUGAACAGCUUCUUGCAGAGAGGACUAAGUCGUUGGCAUCUGCUGCGCUUCCCUUCACCCAGUCUUUAAUGUCCCAGGUUGGUCGGACACUGACACGAGUCCAGCAGGCAUUCAGCUGGUCUUACGGGGAGGAGAUCAAGCCUUUCAAGCCCCCUCUGAGUGACACCGAGUUUCAUAGUUAUCUCAAUGGUCAAGGACAGUUGACACGACCAGAGGAAUUAAGGCUGCGUAUCUACCAUGGGGGUGUUGAACCUUCACUACGCAAGGUUGUUUGGCGGUACCUCCUUAAUGUCUACCCUGAUGGACUGAGUGGACAGGAAAGGAUGGACUACAUGAAGCGAAAGACGAGAGAGUAUGACCAGUUGAAGAAAGAAUGGACAGCCCACGUCAGUCACGAAGACCUUGAAUUUAUCCGGGGGAAUGUACUCAAAGACGUUUUAAGGACAGACCGUGCCCAUCCCUACUACGCAGGCUCAGAAGACAGUCCACAUUUGACUGCUCUCACAGAUUUGCUUACUACCUUCGCCAUCACACAUCCACAGAUAUCGUACUGUCAAGGAAUGAGUGAUAUCGCUUCCCCUAUAUUAGCUGUGAUGGACAAUGAAGCACAUGCCUACAUUUGCUUUUGCGGCAUUAUGAAACGUUUGGAGGGGAACUUCCGACCUGAUGGACAUCUUAUGUCUAUUAAGUUCCAGCAUCUAAAAUUGCUUCUGCAGUACUCCGAUUAUGAAUUCUACUCAUAUCUGAUUUCUUGCGGAGCUGAUGACCUUUUCUUCUGUUACCGCUGGUUACUUCUGGAGCUCAAGCGCGAGUUUGCCUUUGAUGAUGCCCUAAGGAUGCUUGAGGUUACUUGGAGUUCCUUGCCCCCAGAUCCUCCUGAAACUGAAGUGGAACUCCUUGGACCACCAUUACAGACCGAUAGAACACGUUUUACAGACAGAGACAUGACCACUGACAGUCGUCUUGGGCCCGACUGGGAAAUAAAAGAGAAGCAGCGUAGACGACAUAUGCUUCGACCAUCAAGAGAAGAACAAAAUGUGUGUUGGAAUACUGUCUCAGAAGACUGUCAGAAAGUUGGACCUGGAAGUGAAAGAGGUAUUCCUCAAGCAAUUGUGGGUAAGGCAGGUUUGGUGAGUCCUUCUAUUGAGGAGAGUUUUGGCGAGUUUAAAUACUAUACUGCGCAAAAUGAAGAUUGCGUUGAUAUCAAGGACACUAAGCAGCAACAGGGUUUGACUAAUUCACAGUCAUUAUCACGGUUUCCAAUUCGUCAGUCUACCAUUGACAGUGAAGAGGAUCCUGGAGAAAGAACACCGCUCAUAAAAUGCUACAGCAAUGGCUUUUCACCAGGAUUAUCACCUCCCCUACUGCCAAUCUGGAAGAGUGACGCAGUACCUCAUUCAUCUUCAGCCUUACCUUCUGGUUGGUCAGUUGGAACUCCCGACUCUCCUGCACAAACUACAUUUGGAUUCACAACCAGUGGACAAGAGGCCUUAUCAAGAACUGUCCCAAAAGUAAUCACAUCUUCUGCACAAUUACUCAGGAGUACGGGGUUGAACUUGACAAAUCCUACUGUAAAAACAUGUGCUACAUCUCACGCCCAUACUCCAAAUCGAUCCUUUCUCUCAUCACCAAUUUUGCCUUUUGGAAGAGGUCCUUCACAGCCUGGCUCCAAGUCAUCCUGCAACAACCUUCCUUCUCCUAGCAACAGACCCUCAAGCACCACAGCUACUAACAUGGACAGUUCCCCCAAACUGGAGACCACCAUCAAACCUUGUUCUCUUCCACCUCCCCAAGAGUUUGGAAAAGGCAAUCCUUUCAUGCUUUUUUUGUGCUUGUCUAUCUUGCUGGAACACCGGGACCACAUAAUCAAGAACAGCCUGGAUUACAAUGAGCUCGCUAUGCACUUUGAUCGCCUAGUGCGGCGCCACAACCUAAGCAGGAUACUGCAGCGGGCCAAGGCCUUAUUUGCAGACUACUUGCAGAGUGAAGUGUGGGACUCUGAGGAGGGGGAUGAGGUUAGCUCAGACUCUCCAACAUCAGCCACUGCUGCUCAAUUCUCCCCAUCUUUAACCAUCUCUGCUCGACCCAUUUAUAGCCCUUUAUCCUCCCCUCAGUCUUCAUCUCGGAACUCAACCUACAACUUGACAUCAACCAUUCCUUCACCAACAUCUCAAGUCUCCCUUUCACAUAUGUCGUGAUUUGCACAAGUAUCCCUGACUUGCCAUUCUUACUAACCUUUCAGUAAGGUGGCCCACCAGAUGCGUGGACUAUUUUAGAGUGCUUUUCAUGGUGAAUUGGGCAAUAUUUAUAAGCUUGAUUACAUAAAAUAUAUGAUUGAUUCCAGUACUGAUCAUGUUAUUUGUGUCGCCGUCGCUUGGAGUUAUCAACAAAUUGGAUAGAGCUUCUACUGUAUCCUUCCAAGAUGACUGCAUGCACAGUAAUCUCUUACCCCCCCCUCCAGUUUUUAAGUGUGGCUGGAUAAUUUAGUCAGAAUAACAUAACUCCAGCCACUUAAUGCACAGCACCCAUUAUGUCCUCUUUAGUGGUUUAUAAAUUCAAGUUAUGUCAGACAUUCUUAAGACAAAGAAGAAUACUAUACAUACCUACCAGUCUCCUAAUAAACUGUAAUUACUUUGAAAUAAGACAUAGAUGACACUGCAUAUAGGGAAUAGCUGCCCGUGCAUUGGCUAUUAGGAAAAUAAAAUCAGGGUAACAAUUUAGCAAUGUGGCGCCACGGUGGUUGACUGGUUCGCACAUCCGUCUCACGGGUCUGACGACCCGGGUUCAAAUCCGGUGUCAACUGUGUGGAGCUUGCAUGUUAUCCCUGUGUCUGCAUGGGUUUUCCCCGGGUACUACGGUUUCCUCCCCCAUUCUAAAAUCAUGCAUGGGGGAUUAAUUGAAGACUAAAUUGUCUGUAGGUGUGAAUGUGAGUGCGAAUGGUUGUUUGUUUAUAUGUGCCCUGCGAUUGGAUGGCGACCAGUCCAGGGUGUACCCCGCCUCUUGCCGAGAGUCAUCUGAGAUAGGCGCGAGCACACCCGCAAUCCUAAUGAGGAUAAACGGUAUGGAAAAUGGAUGGAUGGAUUUAGCAAUGUGAAAAUCCCCUGUCUUCUGUCAUCUGGUCAUCGUAGUACUUAGUUUGGUCAUCUUCAAACUCGGUCCACCUAUGAAUUAUUAUUUAUAUUUUUAGUCACUGGACUUUGACAUUGUUUUCUUAAGUGCUCAUGUAUAUGAAUGCGCAUACUUGCUUUUACAAAAUGGUGUCUUAUGAGUUCUUGUUUCCUCUCUGAGCUACACAGACAUGACAAAACCUGAGUGGGUCUGUCAACAACUUCGAAACUGAUAUAUCAUAAGUGUUUUCUUGAUAAGUUCACAAUGACACAAAAAAUCUUGGAUUUCAAUAUGAAAACCCAUAACAAAUGAGAUGAGAGCCUGUAUACUGUACUCAUUUUUCUUGAAGAGCCUUUAAUACGAUUCCAAGCAAACUGUAAUAGUAUUUGUAGUCCUAUUUCCAUUGAAUUAUUAUAUAAUAAAACUAAGAUUAAUUGACAACAAUGUAAAUGUAAUUAUAUGGACUGGUCACUAUUUCAAGAGAUGAAACAAUUUUGCACUUUUUUUUUUUUUUUUUUUUUGCUGUUUAGUUGAAUUGAACAAAAGAACCACAUAAACGUCUCAAUAUGUUGAUCUAUAGUUUCUGAUGUCCACAUAUUGAUGGCUGCUAAUGAGUUCCAGCUCUUACAACCAACGUUUUUGCUGUUGUUGCUUCUCUGAGAUUAAGACUGCAGUAUAAAGUGUAAUAGCAUGUGAUGCUGCAUUAUUAGAAGUGCCUAAUUCUCGGGAGUCUGAAGCCUUCAAGUGUAUUUUCAUCUGUGCUGAAAAUAUCUCUCGCUAUGAUGUACUUGUACUGCUGCCCUUCUGGUUGAUUUAAUAAACAUUACUGCUGUGUUUCAGCAGCAUUUAAAUUAACUGGUUAGUUGGUUCCAUGAACAAAUGAGCCACCCGAAAUCUUUGCGAAAUGCUGUUUUGGCCCAUUUGACGCGAUGUGAAUUGAAACUGAAACUACCACCUCCUAAACUACCAUCAAAAAGAAACAACACAAUUUAUUUUGUGAGGUUAUUAUACUGUGUUCCAUUCUUGUCAACUUUUUACAUGUACCUGACAGUGUCAACAAAGAAGAACGUAUAACGUGCUACUAUAUCAUGGUUGGACCAAAAUAUUGUUGUUGUUUUUUUCUUAUCAAGUUAUGAACAUGCUGAUUGAGUUAGGCCUGUUGUUCACUUUUCAUACACAUGAAAUGGAAAAUGAUUUGCUUAAGCAUCACCUCGAAUCCCAGUGAUUGUAUGCCAAUUAUUUCUCUCCCCCCUCCUUGUUAGUUUUGGAACCUUGAGCACCUGACGCUGUAUGCCAAAACAAUGGGCUGUAUUCAUACACUUUUGAACUGUUUUGCAUUUGAAAAUAUGAACACAACAUUAUGGUCCAAGGGGCCUUUUUACCACGACCAGUGAGUUACUUGAAUUAAUCUACAUUUCAGAAGUGUGGUGGGUUGUUUUUUUCUAACAAUUUUUUAUUUUGAGAGGCCUUUGUUUUAUUGUGUAAUUUGAAAUAUUUUUUUGUAUUUACUACGCUAACAUUUUCUCUUGCCUUCCAACCCUCCUUUUACGAAUAUCAUAUUUAAUAUUUUAAAGAGUACCUGGCUGGACUAUGAGCCAAUAUGUGAAUUUGUAAAAUUAUUACAAUCAAGAAUUGCAAAGCAGUUACACUUUUUAAUCAUACUUACAGUAUGAUUGUAUAAUGGGCACAAAUAAAUAGUCUCUGCAACUCAGUGUUUGUUUUUACAUUUUGGC